This is a messenger RNA of Tetrahymena thermophila SB210, 3714 nucleotides long. Its product is annotated as cation channel family protein. Gene Ontology annotation, biological process: transmembrane transport; monoatomic ion transport. NCBI's taxonomy places the organism in Eukaryota, Ciliophora, Oligohymenophorea, Hymenostomatida, Tetrahymenidae. The record is from RefSeq and is a predicted model, not a curated record. Gene Ontology annotation, cellular component: membrane. The transcript has 4 exons. Gene Ontology annotation, molecular function: monoatomic ion channel activity.
AUGUCUCAAACAGAUUGUAAAUUUUACAAUGAUUAAUACAGAAACAGAAUCCAACUUUAUGAAGAGGAGAAUAAGCUAUUUUAAAAUAUGCCUUAUAAAUGUGAUGACUCCAUUGUAGAAUAAGAGCCUAUUUCUUAGAUCAGUAGAUUUGAAUAAAAUAGGUACGAAGAAAUGCAAAUGAACACACAGAAGGGAAAAGUUAAUUUUUUAGAUGAGGAUAAUCAAAAAAAUGGAUAAGAUAAAUCCAACUAAAAAUUAGGAAAAAAAUUAGAUAAUAAGACUUUUUAGACUUAAAGAACUCGCCAACGAUCAUCACCUAAUAAUAUAAAUAAUAUGAUUACAUAAUACUAAGAUUAAAGUUUAGCAAAUACCAUAAACCUAGACGAUGAUGAUGAAGAAUAAAAAGCUUAACCUAUCAAGCUUAUUAAAGCUUUAAAACUUUUAGUGAAUAUUUAGCAUUUUUAUAGAGUUCUCACAAGUAAUGUAAGAGUUUUGAAUAAACUAACUCAUAAGUAGCACUAGUUGAUUGGAGAUAUUUCAAGCUUUUACUCAAAAUCCUACUAGAAAGAUAAGGACAAAUAUUAUUUUAUAAUAGGAAGACUCUGGGCUAAUCUUACUUAAAAAAUUGAAAAUAUUUACAUUCCUGUAUUUCAGCCUUCUAAUAAGCUAAUAAAAGCAUGGGAUAGCUUUUUAUCGCUAUUAAUUAUGCUAUUUACUUUGUUAUUAAAUUUGCAGCUAUUUUUUGGAAUGAAUAUUAGUAACUUCUACUUGCUGUAUAAUGUCUUGAUAAUUUUUUCUAUAAUUGAUAUUAUCGUAGAAUUAAAUACUGGUGUGGUUCAAAAAGGAAAUGUCAUUAAUGAUAGAUAGUUUAUAUUCAAAUCUUAUUUAAAAAAUAUAUUUAUUUUUGACUUAUUUGGAAAUUUUUCAUUACUUUUAUUUAUUAUUGAAUCUGAAAGCUCUGGUUAAUUAGAGCUUCUAAUUAAUAUUUUGUUUCUUUUCAAAUGGGUAAAAAUCACUAAAAUUUUAAAAGAGGCAACGUAUUAUUUCAGCUAUGAAAAAAAUCAUAAAAACUUAGUAGAUCUCUUAAAACUUCUCUUUUUUGUUAUUGGUAUUUGCCACAUUUUCUGCCUUUUUUGGCAUGGAUUAGGCUAAUUAUCAAUUAACAGAGGUGAAACUGAUAACUGGAUACAAAGCAAAAAUUUAGUUGAUGCAAACACCUUCGAAAGAUAUAUAUAUUCUUUCUACUUUUUAGCAGUAACUAUGGCCACUGUUGGGUAUGGUGAUAUAACUCCUUAAAACGAUAUGGAAGUAUUAUUUACUGCAAUCACUAUAUUUGUCACAUGUAUAGUAUAUGCAUUUAGCAUAAAUACAAUAGGUAGCAUCAUAGAAAAUAUUGAAAAGAAGGAUAAAAAAUACAAAGAAAACCUUCAAAUAAUACAUGGUGUUAUGAGAGAAGAAAAUGUCUCAAGAGAAUUAAAAAUAAAAAUUUCUAAUUACGUCGAAUACCUCUACAAAGAAUCUAACGAAAUUCAAAAGAAAUAAGAAAACCUGAUUAUAAAUAAAUUAUCAGCUAAGUUAAGGAAUGAUCUUACUUUGGAAAUAUAGGGAAAAUAUCUGAAUAAUAUUCCGUUAUUUAAAAAUAUCAAAGAAAAAGAUAAAGUUACAAGUAUUAUGGAAGAGUAAUUGUAUUCUCCUGGAGAAAUUAUAUUUAAAUAAGAAGAAUUGGACGAUUGUUCUAUUUACUAUAUAGUGAAAGGUUCUGUAGCAAUACUUUAUCAUUAAAGUAAUAAAAACAGGGAGGAACUAAUUAUUGCUAUCAAGGGAAAAUCAGAAUACUUUGGAGAGCAUUCUUUUAUUAAUGGAAAAUCCAGGUCACUUACUGCUAAAGCUACAGAUUUUUGUAGAAUAUACAAAAUAAGCAGGUAAGGAUUUUAAUAGGCUAUAAAAUAAUAUGAAUAUGAGUUUGAAAACUUUCAAAUGACAUAGGAAGCCAUUUUAUUUAAUAAUAAUUAUAAACUAUGCUCUUUUACUUGCUCUAUAUGCAAUUCUUCAAAUCAUAUACCAAUGAACUGUCCAAAAACUCAUUUAGUUCUCACUAAAUAAGUUGUUAUUUCACGCUAUAACUAAUGGAAUCCUCAUUUACAGAGAGAAAAGUUUUAUAGAAAAUAAAAAAAAACCCAUGUUUUAAAUCAAAUUUAAUUACUUUAAUAGGCAGUUGAAGAAAUUAAUUGCCAUGAGUCUUUAUUUGAUAUUUUAGAUUAGUUAGAAAUAGGACUUGGUAUAAGUUAUAUGCAUAUAGAUUCUCAAUAAGCUUCUUAAUCAUUAAAUUCCUUAACAAAAUUGGAAGAGAAAGUUGAUCCAUAAAAAAAAUAAGAGACAAAUAAUUAAGAUAACUCAUAAAUGAAUUUUAAGUCUUAAAUUUAUUAUGAAUCUGAUAGCUCUAAUAAUAUAGAUUAAUCAAAAUAGGCUUCUAACUCAGUUGGAUAUAAUAAAGAAAAAACUUCUUCAAGCUUUUUGCAGAAGAAUCUAGACUCAAAUUUUAGCUAAUAAUAGAAAACAAAAAGAUCGUUUCAGCCUACUUAAUAAAGCUUUUAGAAUAGUGAAUCUGAAAUAAAAUAGAAUGAUUUUUCUUCAUCUUAAUCUUUAGAUGAUUAGACUCUUACUUCUUUUUCAAAUAAAGAUACAUAUUCUAGAGAUUAUGAGCAAUUAAAAUAAGUUAUGAUUUAAAUUGAAAAUGGAUAACGAUAAUUAGAUUAUGAACAGAAUUCUUUUUAAAAAGGUUAAGAUAAAUUGUAAGAAUAGCAAAAUUAACAAAAAAUUAUUCCAACCAUAAAUUAUCCAACAAAUAAUAAAUCAACUUAAGAAUAUAAAUAAAAAUUAAAAUCUAAGUUAGCUUAAGAAACAGAAACAUUUGAAGAAAGAAACCAAUUGGAUUAGAAGCAACAAAUAGAAUAACUUUUAUCUGAAUAAGUAGAAUAGCCAAAUUUACAAAUAAUAAGAAGUAGAAACAGCUUUAAAACUGCUUUAAAUUAGCAGAAUUAAGAACAAAUUAAAGAAAAUUAGAAUAUAUAAAAUGGUAAUAGAAGAGAAAGUAUAUUUGCUGAUAAUUAGCAUAGAGAAAAGCUAUUUCCAAGCUAAUAAAUGUACAAUGCUCUAAAUUUAAGAGAGAGAAGAAGAAGAAAUUAAAUUGAUGUUGUCCAGAAUUCAAUUUAUGCAUUUAUCAGCCAAUAAAGUUAAAAACAAAAUUAAGGAAAAAAAUUUAUAAUUGAUGAGAACCUUUAAGAUUAAAAGCCCAAGAAAAAAUUUUCAAUUAAGAACUUUCAAAAUAAUAUGAACUUAGAGAACUUUUCAAAAAAGCCAAGAUCAUAGAUUGAACAGAUUCUAACUAAUGAAUAUGUUUCAUCUCUUUAGAAUGCCACUGAAAGAGGUACUUUUCCUGAUAAAAAAAUGAUUAGUGCUUUUGAAGAAAAAAUACAAGGAAUUUUAGAACCACCUGAUCAAGUUAAUUACAGAAUGCUUUAAAUAUUUGAUAAAGCUAAAAUAUUUAAAUUUUACCAUCCCUCCUAUAAUUAUCUAGAAAUUGUUAAAAAAUGGAUUAAAUUUUAAGAAAAACAUUAAAAUAAAUACGCAAAUUUAAGUUAGAAAAGAAGCAGAUUUAACAGCAAGUCUAAAAAAUUUAAUCAAACUAGUAUUUGUAAAUACUAUGAUAUGUGA